Molecule: messenger RNA, 1254 nt
Organism: Durio zibethinus
Lineage: Eukaryota; Viridiplantae; Streptophyta; Magnoliopsida; Malvales; Malvaceae
Product: ER lumen protein-retaining receptor-like
Biological process (GO): protein retention in ER lumen
Cellular component (GO): membrane
Molecular function (GO): ER lumen protein retrieval receptor activity
Source: RefSeq, a predicted model, not a curated record
AAUCUAUGUCUCAUUCUGGAAUUAGUCUUCUUUAAGUCUUAACCCAAACAAAGGCCCAUCUACGAAUUCUUUUUCUUUCUUUUUCCUUCGUUCUCGGAAAGGAAAGGAAGGGAAUAAACAAUUCCCUGAAAACCGACGAAAAGAAAAGAAAGAACUUAAAAAGGGCAAAAAAAAAAAAAAAACUUUUGGAUCAAUUCGAGAUCUUCUAAAUAUUUCGUCUCAUUAGGAAACUUUCUCGGUUGAUACUCACACUGAGAAAAGAAGAAAAAAAUAUAACAAAUUACAUUUUUUAUUUUUCUUUAAUUUCCACAAUUUGAUAAAUUUUGAGAAGAGAGAAAAGAGAAAAUGAAUAUGUUCAGAUUAGCAGGGGAUAUGACCCAUUUGUUUAGUGUUCUUGUUUUGCUUCUCAAGAUCCACACCAUCAAAUCUUGUGCUGGCAUUUCCCUAAAGACUCAGGAACUCUAUGCUAUUGUCUUUGCUACUCGUUACUUGGAUAUAUUCACUGGUUACAUCUCGCUUUAUAACACAAUCAUGAAACUAAUAUUCCUGGGAAGCUCUUUCUCAAUUGUGUGGUACAUUCGACAUCACAAGAUAGUUCGCAGAUCUUAUGAUAAGGACCGGGAUACAUUUCGCCAUUAUUUGCUUAUGCUGCCUUGCCUAUUUCUUGCCCUUCUUAUAAAUGAGAAGUUCACCUUCAGUGAGGUCAUGUGGACAUUUUCCUUAUAUUUGGAAGCUGUCGCCAUACUUCCUCAGCUUGUAUUGUUGCAAAGGACGAGAAAUAUUGACAACUUGACUGGACAAUAUGUGUUUCUCCUUGGUGCAUACCGAGCAUUCUAUAUAUUGAACUGGAUUUAUCGGUACUUUACUGAAGAGCACUUUGUCCACUGGAUAACUUGGAUUUCAGGGCUUGUCCAGACGUUGCUUUAUGCUGAUUUCUUCUACUAUUACUUCCAAAGCUGGAAGCACAAUGUAAAGCUCCAAUUACCAGCUUGAGACUUUAGUUGUGGAAAUUUGUAAUUAGCAUACAUAGAUGUAAUCUGAUCUGAUUUGAUUACCGGUGCUUGGCAUUCUUUUGAUUUGCCUCUUUGUUUGGGGGUUCUUUUUGCAAGCUUGUAAGCAACAUGGCUUGGUUUAAUGCCCUAAAUACCAUUACCAAAUACCUUGAGAAAUUGUAGUGCAUAUUCUUUAUAUAAAAGCUAAUCGGAUGAGGAAUUUUGACUGACAGUUACCAUACCGUGGAUUCUUUGUAACGUU